GCUGCGCUGAACCUCCGUCCGAGAGCCCGCAGUCGUCACACCCCCGGCCAUGGCCAGAUAGCACUCGCCCCAUGCACUCCCGCAAGUCCGCCGUCCAUGCAGGGAGCAGCCUCGCCAGCACCGGUCCGCCCGUCCUGCCCUUUCUCGCGCCCCGCGCCUUCGAGCCCCGUCCCGCACGGCCAUGGAUGAGCCCUGCGAUACCGCAUGCUCGCCGCUCGGCUAGCAGCAAUGCAAGAGCUUGGGGAAAGAAGUCUGAACUGCCGUCGCCAAUUCCUCGUGCCAACUCGCCAUUGCCAUCUUCCUCCACACAGGCUGCGGCGUUUGCCCCUCCUCGCCGCCGGUUCGCGCCUCAGUACUCGCAGAUAUGGUCCUUCUUCCACGGCCAAGCGCGGCGGGCGUACACUACGGACACACCUUCAGCGGACAAGACAGAGCCGGAGGCAAUUGAGGAGGAGGGAGUGCGGGUAAUACAUCUAGGCAUGUGGGCAAUGCAGAACCCAUACACGAGGUCAAUACGACGAGCCGAAUUCCUUGGGGUUAGGUCAAAAGACCCCAUGUCCAAACUCGGCGCGCAGGACGAAGCCUGGAUCAAGAAAUUUGCGCUGCUCAAUGCCGUAUACGACACCAGACUCCCAGCCGAGCUGCGAGUCGAGCGGCUUGAGGUCGAGCCCGGCACCGAGGACUCUGUCAAGCACCUUUUGGAUAACGCGGCGGACGCCGAGGCCAUUUCAAAAGCGUGGACCGCACAGUUCUCCGACUGGUUUCCCGACGAGGAAAUGCGGAACCUCUGGUGCGACAUGAUGCUGUGGUUGCUCCACCAUAAGCCUGCCAAGGUGCCGUCUGUCUUGUUAGCGACGGCGAAGGGACCGCACGCCCCGGAGUACGUCGUCGCCGACAUAUUGGAGCACCUUGCGAGCGUGAAUCUGCAGAAUUCGCCCAAGUACAACGAGUCUCUCUCUGCGGAUUUUCUUCCUACAGUCUUCGCGCUGUUGGAAACCAAGCCGGACCUCCAUCUCGCUCUGUCGCAGAAAUUUGUGCACCUGGCUUUGGUCCAUUGCACCUUGGAGCAAGGAAUUGAGUUUCUCGACCGGCUAAUGGCACUGGACUUCACGUUCAAGCUGUAUACGCACUGCCAUUUUGCUUACUUUUUUGGCGUCAUGGGUGACUACACGAGAGCGCUCGGCGUGCUGGAGCAGAUCCACGCGCGCGGAAUAUCGCCCAACAACGAGAUUUUUCUGGAGACGUGCACAGAGAUCCUGAGGGGCAGCGCCACCAAGGUCCAGGCAUACCACGUAAGCUCGGAGAUAAUGGCCAAGUUUUUGGAGAUGGGCGUCAAGCUCAACGUCAUCCUCUACACGGUCGUCAUAAACAACGCGGUCGACGCCGACGACAUGCAGACGGCUAUGCGCGUGUACAACAUCAUGCUCCAGCAGGGGGUCAUGCCAAACGACCACACCUACACCGUCCUUGUGAAGGGGCUCAAACGGGGCGGCGAUCUCGACGUGCUCCAGGAGAUUCUAAACGCUGCCAUGCAUACACUGCCCGAGGCCAACAGGCCCGAGUGGCUCACCACCGAGAUCCUGCACUGCACGUACCUCAAUCUCUUCAAGCCCGACAUCACGCAAGACGCAUACUACAAGCUCGCGCAAGCAUACGCGCAAUACUUCUCCGCCGCGCCACUCAUCACCAUCGGCAUCCCGCCCGACUACUUCACACCACCGCGCCACUCCGCAGCACCAAGAAUGCAACUCGCACCCCCCGUCCCCGCAAUGGGGAUCAUGCUCUUGGCAUACCUGGAGCUAGUCUCACACAGCGACGCCUCCGAGCCCCUCCGCCUCUACCGCAACCUCAACACGGCCGUGUUUCCCGGCGACAGCCCCACGCCCGUCGACAUGGCGCUGCUGCCCCUGCUCAAGAGCAACUACACGCACAACGCGUUCCUGCUGGCGUUUGGGCAGCAGCGCGAGACGCUGAGCGCGCUGCCCGCCGUCCUGCGCCGCAUGCACGACAAGCGGCUGCACGCGACGUCGCUGGCGACGCCGCACACGUGGAACAUACUCGUCAACGCGUUCAUGCGGCAUCGGCGGCCCGAGGCGGCGCGGCGCGUGCUGCUGGUGAUGAAGGAGCGGGAGCAGGAGGUCGGCGAGGUUACGUGGAACGCGCUUGUGAGGGGUUAUGCGCGGCUGCAGGAUGUUGCGGGCGCGGCGGACGCGGUCAAGGAGAUGGAGGUUAGGAGGUUGGCGUUGAGUAGGAAGACGAUGGAGGUGCUGGGCGGUGUAAGGAAUCGCGACGCGUUGAUGAGGGCGUUGGGCGAGAAGGGGGAGAGGCCCGACACACCUGCGCCGGAGUAUUUGGUCGAUGAGCAUUAUAUGGAGGAGGUGGAGGCGGUGGAACCGGUGCAGCAGGCGACGGACGCGGAACAAGUGGUCGACCGGGAAUCGCAGCUGUCGUCUGGGCAGGAAGUAGAAGCGCCGCAGGAGCAGCUGGUCCCGUCUCCGUCGUCAUCGUCGCCGUCGCCGCCGACUGUGGAGCAAGAACAACAACAACAACAACAGCAGCAGCAACAGCAGCAGCCCCCAGCGGAACAAGACGACUACCUCGUCGACGAGCACUACAUGGAAGAAGAAGAGGAGGGCAGCACCACCACCUCUACCACGAUGGACAGCAACAGCAACAACAGCAACGCCGACAACGACAAAAGCAAGAGCUAGAACCGGCAUUAGAGAGAACAGGGCGUCUGGCCUGAACGCAUGUACGCACCAAUGCGGCGGAGCGCGCGUGGUCGACCUGUUUGCCUGCCUGCGUUGUAUGCUUUGUCAUUCUGCCGGCCGGUCGGUUGGUGUGUCAGUCUUUCUUCGCUCGCUCGCUCGCUCGCUCGCGCGCUUCCGCGCCUGUCUUGGCGGGUAGACGCUGCGUCGUGUGGAGACGGCAGGGUGGAUAGUGUACAGACGG
This is a messenger RNA of Aplosporella prunicola CBS 121167, 2952 nucleotides long. RefSeq lists its product as uncharacterized. The transcript has a single exon. Lineage: Eukaryota; Fungi; Ascomycota; Dothideomycetes; Botryosphaeriales; Aplosporellaceae. The coding region runs from base 72 to 2711 and encodes 879 amino acids. Gene Ontology annotation, molecular function: protein binding. The record is from RefSeq and is a predicted model, not a curated record.